CUUUCACUAACUCCAAAUUUUGACAAGGCAUUUGCAUCGCACAUUCACCACGUCGGUGUCCAUUGACAGCCUAGCCUCAAUACGCAUAUCCACUUCAUGGACCUCAACUACUAGCACAACCUCGCUACUCGUGAGAGCUGCUCUCCGAUACCAUGUGUGCAACCGUUCUUCACAGUCCCACAGAGUGUCCGUGCUCUUAAAUAUGCGAUUCUGGCCAUUCCCACCUUGCUCCUCCUCUCCAUGCCCAGUGUUAUUUGUAUUGUAAUCCGAACUUUCUCCUAAUACACCAUUCCUCAGCUCCUCUCAUGACGCUUCUGUCAUUGGCCAUCAGUUCUAUUAUUUUGCUGGCUAUCAUAUCGGAUGUGGUUGGAGCUCCUCAAGGGUAUACGUCAUCUGCUCGACAGUUUAUAUCUUUGACACGGAAGACGCAGCCUUCACGGAACAUCUCAGAGUGGGCGGAGUAUGCCAAGAACCUGCGGGAUGCCACAAUUACGAAGUACUCUUCACAACUUAGUCAAAAGCGGGGAACGGGCGAGAAUUUGAUGGUCAACCAGGGGAUUGACACAAACUUCUACGGAUCCCUGGCUGUUGGUACACCGCCUUACCCAUUUGCCGUAAUUUUAGAUACCGGAUCCUCAGAUAUGUGGGUUUCAUCGUCGGCAUGCCAAUCUACAUGUGCAGGAACGGGUAAUUUUGACCCGGCAAAAUCCUCUACGUUUAAAAAUAUGAGUAAGAGCUUCAGUGUGACCUACGAGAAAGGUUACGCAGCAGGCACUGUCGGGCAAGAUGUUGUCCAAAUGGCAGGUUUCACGAUCUCUGAUCAAACAUUCGGGGUAGUGACAACUACUACAGCGAACUUCUUGCAAAAUCCUGUCACCGGUAUAUUUGGUCUCGCGUGGCAGUCGCUCGCAGCCUCUGGUGCUAUGCCGUUUUGGCAAGCACUUGCAAGUAAUGGCCAAUGGAAUCAACCCUUAAUGGCUUUCCAGUUGACUCGCUUUUUAAAUGACAGCCGAGCUGGCGAACUAGAACCUGGUGGAUCUUUUACAAUGGGAUAUACAAACGAGAGUUUAUACACUGGGACGAUCGACUACCAGGAUAUUCCCAAUGGACAAGCUUCGUACUGGCUUCAACAAAUUACUUCGAUGACUGUGCAAGGAGAAUCUAUAUCUUUGCCAAGUGGCAGUGCGUCUUAUGCUGCAAUUGAUACCGGUACGACACUCGUGGCAGGGCCUGCGGCUAGCAUCGCAGCCAUUUACGCUCAGAUCCCUGGAUCUCAGCCUGGGACGGGUAGCUGGGAGGGAUUCUACAGUUACCCCUGUAACACUGCUGUUGUGGUGGAGAUCUCGUUUGGAGGGCCCAAUUGGUCGAUCAGCCCCGGUGAUUUCGCAUUCACAUCCAUAGGGCCCACCUCGGAUGAAUGCUAUGGUGCAUUUUACGCAAUACCCACAUCUGGUGCCAGUGGGACCCCUUCCUGGAUUUUAGGCGACACGUUCCUGAAAAACGUUUAUUCAGUUUUCCGGUACGAUCCCCCGUCUGUCGGAUUCGCGGCAUUGUCAGAAAUUGCACUUGAAAUGAAUGGCUUGGCUGGAGGAAUACCUUCCGCUACUCUCGGUGCUAACUCAGCAAUGUUUACGUUGGAGCCAAGCGCGGCACCCCCAACACGCACCUCUAGCGCAGUUGCAAUCGUCAUCUCCGCUUUCUUCGCCACCUUGUUUUCAUUUGUACAAGCAUAAUGCUGCGGUUGUGGACAUACUGCUGCAUUUACAGCACCUACCACCUAGGCACAGCCCGACAUACAGGGGUGGCUGUGCUCAGAUCGUCAUCUGAAACUGAUAACCUGUUGGGCAUCGCUAGAUGUUGUAAUUGUAGGGGGCGCAUCGCUACAAGAGCACAUGAUUUACUGUAGCUGUUCGUCAGACAGGCUCGUGUGUUACCACGUUCCUCGAAACUAUUAUAUCACACAUUUCCGGUUAGCCAGUUCCUAGUUAGUGCUAAUAGC
Molecule: messenger RNA, 1999 nt
Organism: Suillus discolor
Lineage: Eukaryota; Fungi; Basidiomycota; Agaricomycetes; Boletales; Suillaceae
Product: acid protease
Exons: 10
Coding region: 306-1733 (475 amino acids)
Biological process (GO): proteolysis
Molecular function (GO): aspartic-type endopeptidase activity
Source: RefSeq, a predicted model, not a curated record